Molecule: messenger RNA, 228 nt
Organism: Knipowitschia caucasica
Lineage: Eukaryota; Metazoa; Chordata; Actinopteri; Gobiiformes; Gobiidae
Source: the annotation of a GenBank genome assembly
AUGCAUGACUCGCGCAGGGAACGAGAAAGGAAAAAAACCACUGAACUAUUUAACUUGAAGACUGGCGCGCUGGCCCUACCUGCUCUGUCCGCUCUGAUCCCACGGCCGGGGAAGUUCAUCCACUGUGACGUCUUUAAAGAGGAGCCCCGAGUUCCUCCGAGGUUCAGAGGAGCAGGCCGCCAGAUGUCCACGCUGCACUGGAGGCGAGAGGGGGAAAGCCGGUGGUAG